Molecule: messenger RNA, 1626 nt
Organism: Rotaria sordida
Lineage: Eukaryota; Metazoa; Rotifera; Eurotatoria; Philodinida; Philodinidae
Source: the annotation of a GenBank genome assembly
AUGCAACCAAUGAUAAUUAUUCUUAAAGAAGGUACUGAUUCAUCACAAGGAAAAUCACAAAUAAUAUCAAAUAUAAGUGCAUGUCAAGCUGUUGCUGAAGCUAUACGUACAACAUUAGGUCCACGUGGCAUGGAUAAAUUAAUUGUUGAUAAUCGUGGUAAAGCAACAAUUUCAAAUGAUGGUGCAACAAUUCUUAAAUUACUUGAAAUUAUUCAUCCAGCAGCACGUACACUUGUUGAUAUAGCUAAAUCACAAGAUGCAGAAGUUGGUGAUGGUACAACAUCAGUUGUUUUAUUAACAGUUGAAAUAUUAAAAAAUACUAAAACAUUUAUUGAAGAUGGUAUGCAUCCAACAAUUAUUAUUCGGGCUAUACGUAAAGCAACAGCAUUAGCUACAAAAAAAGUUAAAGAAAUUGCUGUUUAUGUUAAAUCGGAUGAUGCCAAAGAACAUCGAGCUUUACUUGAAAAAUGUGCUCAAACAACAUUAAGUUCGAAACUGAUUGCACGACAAAGAGAAUUUUUUUCAAAAAUGGUUGUUGAUGCUGUACUUAUGUUAGAUGAAUUACUUCCAUUGAAUAUGAUUGGUAUUAAAAAAGUAACAGGUGGUUCACUUGAGGAGUCACGUAUUGUUGAUGGUGUUGCAUUUAAAAAAACAUUUUCUUAUGCUGGUUUUGAAAUGCAACAUAAAAAAUUUUUAAAACCAAAAAUAGCUUUACUUAAUAUUGAACUUGAACUUAAAGCUGAACGUGAUAAUGCUGAAAUUCGUCUUGAUAAUGUUGCUGAAUAUCAAAAAAUUGUUGAUGCUGAAUGGUCAAUUCUUUAUGAUAAACUUGAAAAACUUCAUACAGCUGGUGUUAAUGUUGUACUUUCUAAAUUACCAAUUGGUGAUGUUGCAACACAAUAUUUUGCUGAUCGUGACAUGUUUUGUGCUGGUCGUGUACAAGAAGAUGAUCUUAAACGUACACAAAAAGCAUGUGGUGGUGCAAUAAUAACAACAGUUGAAAAUCUUAAUGAACAAUCUCAACAAGUUAUGGGUACAUGUGAAAUAUUUGAAGAAAUUCAAAUUGGUUCGGAACGUUAUAAUUUUUUUACUGGUUGUCCAAAAGCUAAAACAGCUACAAUGAUUUUACGUGGUGGUGCUGAACAAUUUAUUGAUGAGGUUGAACGUUCAUUACAUGAUGCUAUUAUGAUUGUACGACGUGCUGUUAAAAAUGAUUCAAUUGUUGCUGGUGGUGGUGCAAUUGAAAUGGCAUUAAGUCGUACUUUACGUGAUUAUAGUCGAACUGUACCUGGUAAAGAACAAUUAAUUAUUGCUGCAUAUGCUAAAGCAUUUGAAGUUAUACCAAGACAAUUAUGUGAAAAUGCUGGAUUUGAUGCAACAAAUAUUUUAAAUAAACUUCGACAAAAACAUGCUGAAAAUCAUAUGUGGUUCGGUGUUGAUAUCAUGCAUGAAGAUGUUAGUGAUAAUUUUACUGCAGCUGUUUGGGAACCAGCUGUUGUUAAAAUUAAUGCAAUAACAGCAGCAAGUGAAGCAGCUUGUUUAAUUUUAAGUGUUGAUGAAACAAUAAAAGUACCAAAAUCAUCGGCUGAACCAUCGAAUGCUGCCAAAGCAAUGAAUAUGGCCUAA